Molecule: messenger RNA, 1155 nt
Organism: Gymnodraco acuticeps
Lineage: Eukaryota; Metazoa; Chordata; Actinopteri; Perciformes; Bathydraconidae
Product: splicing factor 3A subunit 2-like
Exons: 2
Coding region: 291-962 (223 amino acids)
Source: RefSeq, a predicted model, not a curated record
UUCUGUGCAUUCAACCACUAUGGGAUAUGUAUGUGGUUAGACAAAACUGAGUUGUUGUGUGUGGAAAGUAACCUGAAGUCACUCUGCAGGCACAUUUUGAGGCAGACCAGUUUGUCCAUACCAAAAAGGGCAAGACUAGGCUGAGAGCAGAUGCUAUUCCCACCAUCUUUGUGCAUCGCCCUGUGGUCAAAAGGAGGAGGGCCCCUGCACCGCGAUGCACCCCGGGACCUGUAAUUACAGAGCUCAUAGCUCAUGAUCACAUCUAUAGUGUGAAAGGUGACACAGUCUCAAUGAAUGAGGGAAGAAGGGAUGAGGAGACUGAGAGAAGGGAAAGUGAGGGUGAAGAAAGAGAGGAUAUGGCUAGUGAGGAGAGACAGGGAGAGCGGACACCACCCAGCAGCCAACAUCCCUGCUCCUCCACCUGCCAGCACCCAGCCAACAUCACUGCUCCUCCACCUGCCAGCACCCAGCCAACAUCACUGUUCCUCCACCUGCCAGCACCCUGCCAACAUCACUGCUCCUCCACCUGCCAGCACCCAGUCAACAUCACUGCUCCUCCACCUGCCAGCACCCUGCCGACAUCACUGCUCCUCCACCUGCCAGCACCUAGCCAACACCACUGCUCCUUCACCUGCCAGCACCCAGCCAACAUCACUGCUCCUCCACCUGCCAGCACCCAGCCAACAUCACUGCUCCUCCACCUGCCAGCACCCUGCCAACAUCACUGCUCCUCCACCUACCAGCACAUAGCCAACAUCACUGCUCCUCCACCUGCCAGCACCUCCACCUGUCAGCACCCAGCCAACAUAACUGCUCCUCCACCUGCCAGCACCCAGCCAACAACACUGCUCCUCCACCUGUCAGCACCACUGCUCCUCCUCCACCUGCCAGCAACCAGCCAACAUCCCUGCUCCUCCACCUGCCAGCACCACUGCUCCUCCACCUGCCAGCACCACUGCUAGAUUAUUAAAUAAAUAAAAAUAUUAGCAUAAUCGCUGGUAAAAUGUACUCAAAGAGCCUCAUUUAAUAUAAUUUUUGAAGUACUUUUUUGAGUAUGUUCAAUAUAUUUCUACCUAUUUUUUCUACUCCGCCACAUUUCCUUGACUUUACAGUUGUGUUGUACCUGUACCAUUACAAUAAAGAAAUUCAAUUCAA